Molecule: messenger RNA, 984 nt
Organism: Botrytis sinoallii
Lineage: Eukaryota; Fungi; Ascomycota; Leotiomycetes; Helotiales; Sclerotiniaceae
Exons: 1
Coding region: 1-984 (327 amino acids)
Source: RefSeq, a predicted model, not a curated record
AUGAUGGCUCAACGCUACCCAGAAGGGUACGAUGGAAUCCUAGCCGGUGCGCCCGGCAUCAAUUGGGCAAACUUUGUCCCCGCUAUGUACUGGCCUCAAUUUACCAUGAACCAACUCGGAGUGUAUCCCAGUGCGUGUGAAAUGGACGCGAUUACCGCUGCCGGCAUCCAGGCGUGCGAUGGCCUGGAUGGUAUUGCAGAUGGUAUCUUGAGUACACCCAAACUCUGCAAUUUUCACGCCAAUUCCACAGUCAGGAGAAAGGUCAGCUGCGCAGAUGGAAGUGCAUUGACGAUUUCCGCGGAAGCAGCCAUGGUGGCUCAAGCGGCUUGGGAUGGUCCCCGAGACGAGGAUGGAAGUUUCCUGUGGUACGGAUUGAAUCCUUCGAGUCCUCUCGGCCUCGGGACCGCCCUCACGAUUUGCGCCGACGGAAAUUCAAACUGCACAGGCUGGCCCGUUCCAUUCGGGCCCGAAUGGAUCAGUCUCUUUGUUGUGAAAAAUGCAUCGUUUGCGCUUGACAAUGUCACCCAGCACGAAUUUGCACGGCUCAUACGUUCAUCUGUCGAACAAUAUGCAUCGAUCAUCGGAACGGCGGAUCCCGAUCUCUCGACAUUCAAAGCAACGGGAGGGAAGAUUCUCAUGUGGCACGGUUUGUCGGACGAAAUCGUUCCUCCACCUGGAACCGAAAAGUACUAUCGCGAAGUCGAGCAGAGGGAUCUGAAUGUGCGAGAUUAUUAUCGACUAUUUGAAGCGCCGGGUGUGCAGCAUUGCUCUGGGGGGAAUGGACCGUUUCCGACGGAUUUGAUGGGGGCUUUGAUUAAGUGGGUUGAGGAGGGCGUGGCGCCCGAAGUUGUGGAGGCCAGAAUCGCUGCGACGGGUAAUGCGACGGAGAUUGUGAGGCAGUUGUGCCAGUAUCCGUUGGUGCAGAAGUAUGUCGGUGGGGAUUCUAAUGUGGCGAGCUCGUUUGUGUGUAGUUUGGAGUUUUGA